AUGACUGGAGUCGCUCCAAAAGAUAAAAGAGGAGAAAAUAAAAACCAUCCUAGGAAAUUUGAUGCUCACGUUCUUGCAGCAAUAUACGAACAUAUAAAGUCAUUUAAAGGCAGGAAAAGCCACUACAGUGUGAAGGAUAGUAGAAAAUUAUACUUACCUGAAGACUUAAUCAUAAAAAAGAUGUUCAAAAUGUUUUGCGAGUUGAACCCUUCUAUGAAAGUAUCUUACGAGUCGUACAGAACAGUCUUUAAUACAAAAUUCAACAUAGCCUUUGUAUAUCCCAGGACCGAUACAUGUAGUUCUUGCGAUGAGUUUCUUAUAAAAAUAAAAUCUCUUCAGUCUGAUGUUUUAAAGAGUAUGGAUAUUGCUCAAAAAGAACGCUUUCAAAAGGAAAUACGCCAUAUUACAAUACAAAAUGAUGUACACAAAAGAAAGGCUGAGGUAUUUUACAGUAGAAAAAGGGCUGCGAAGAAACGAAGUCGAACCUCUGUGACUCACGAAGCUAUUUGUCUCGAUUUUGGACAAAAUCUCAGUGUCCCAAACAUAACAACAAACGAUGUUUACUAUAAGAGCCAGCUGAACGUCUAUGCCUUUAAUAUCCACAUUUUAUCUACAGCAAAAAUUACUUUUCCUAUUCGUGGGCAUUCCUACAUGGAACCGGACAAAAAUAUGGGCUUAAUAAACUCCCACCAAAGAGCCGAGAUUCCUUCAGAUUGGGUAGAAAUUUUUAGAAGUGCUCGUGCAAAACCAUCACCAUUUGACGUUGUGGAAAUAGAUCAAUCCUACUUACGAGCAUGGACAAAUUUUUUUAAUACCAAAACGGAUUAUUUGAAGAAAUGUCCUUUCCGUUCCCGUCCUAUUCGAGAAUUAGAAAUACAUCAAGAACAUCAUAGACUAAUAUAUUACCGGGAGUCCUAUAAUGGAGCAUGGGAGUCAGCAAUAGUGAAGGGAAAAGAGACUAAGCGAAAGGGACCUGUGCUAUUGCAAAAUGAAUUUGUACUUCCUCCGUAUUCUUAUUCAGGUUUGAUACCCAUCACGGUAUUCUGGGGUGACGAAGCAAAACAAUUUUUCGAUAACCUGCCCAAGAACUGGAAGUAUAUUUUAUAUUAA
Molecule: messenger RNA, 1110 nt
Organism: Acanthoscelides obtectus
Lineage: Eukaryota; Metazoa; Arthropoda; Insecta; Coleoptera; Chrysomelidae
Source: the annotation of a GenBank genome assembly